Molecule: messenger RNA, 2386 nt
Organism: Lolium perenne
Lineage: Eukaryota; Viridiplantae; Streptophyta; Magnoliopsida; Poales; Poaceae
Source: RefSeq, a predicted model, not a curated record
GCGAGAGGGGGAAAUUUCAAAAUUUCGGGGCAAUUCACUGGCGGCAUGCCACCCGCUCUCUCCUGACGCCGCUGCUAUGAUCUGACCUGACGCUUCCGUUCCCAAAAUUUAUCACAUCCAACACCACAACGGAGGAAUUCCUUCCGGCUUCCGCACCCACCCAAGCCUCUUGAGCUUUCCUCACUUCUCUCUGCCCCUUCUCCCCUUCCUCCAGCCCAUCUCCAUGGGGAAAAAGGGCGCCGGCAUCUCCAUGGCGAACAAGGGAGCCGCCGGUGAGGAGAGCGUGGUCCUGCCGGAGCAGACGCAGGAGAUCAAGGAAGCCGCUCCCAAGAAACGCAACCCGUGCCCCGGAGUCCGUCUGAUCGGCAAACGGAUCUAUGACCCGGAGAACGGCAAGACCUGCCACCAGUGCCGUCAGAAAACAACGGACUUUGCGGUGGCUUGCAAGCAGCCGCGGAAGAAGGGGCUCUGUCCAAUCCACUUCUGCCACAAGUGCCUGCUCAACAGGUAUGGUGAGAACGCUGAGGAGAUGACCAAACAGGAGGCCUGGACCUGCCCCAAAUGCAGGGGCAUCUGCAACUGCAGCUUCUGCAGAAAGAAGAAAGGGGAGACGCCGACAGGAAUACUGGCUCAUGCUGCCAAGGCAUCGGGCCACACCUCUGUCCAUGAUUUGCUAGCCAAAGGCGAAGACAUUGUGGUUGCUGCACAGGCGCUGUCAUCACUCCCUGCCAAGGCCAAGAAGGAACAAAAGGAGGGCAACGCAAAGAGGGCCCUAGCAAAAGACGAUGCAACUGAUGAAUUGUUGGCUGAAGGGGAUGAGAAUAUUGGGACUGAUCUCAAUGCACUUCCAUCUCUUCCUGUCAAGAAGAAACUGAAGAAGAGCAGCUGCAGGGUAAAUAACUUGACUGAUGAUGAGGUCCAUGUUGACAUUAAGGGUGAUCCUCAAAUCCUCAAGGAGAGCACUGAUGUUCUCAAGCCCAAAGUUGAGCUACCCACAGGUACUCCAGUCACUAACAUUCUAGGGACGGACCUGGAGGCCGACGAUGUUGGCGCUGCAAUUCAGUUUCUUGAAUUCUGCCGCACAUUUGGAGAGGUGCUUCAAAUAAGGGAGGGACAACCAGAAAAGGUUCUACAAGUCAUAACUGGAAGAGGUCGUCGUAAUCGAGAGGGUUCCUUGGUUGUUUCUGACUUUCACAUUAGUUUGCUCUCUGUCAUCCAAGAAGACAGAGGAGAGAACCCUUCAGAUUAUUCAAGUGACAGAGAUGCUUGGAUGGAUGAAAUUGGCAAUUAUAUUAGUGAAUCAACACUCAUCUCAAAGGAAUUGCCUCUUGGCUCUUUGGAUCAAGGGGAACUAGAAUACAAGAGUUUGAGCCCUUCUUUAAAGCUGCAUGUAUUAAAUCUGUUGUGUGAUGAGACCCUUUCUACUAGUAAGUUGAGGAACUGGAUCAUCGAACAAAAUGAAAAUGCCACUGAGAGAAAGAUUGCUGCUAAAGAAAAAAUCCGUGCUGCAAAGGAGAAGGAAAAGGAGCUGAAAGAAAAACUAAAGACUGAGAUGGCCAAAUCAAUGUUCUUGAGAAAAGGAGCAGAAAUAAAUAGUCUCAUUGCUCAAAUCAAGGAGUUAAACGAAGACAAAGAGGCAGCAGUAGAUGAGGAGAAGCUGGGAGGUUUAAUCAGGGCGAAGCCUGUCAGGAAAGACAAAGGAGAGGCAUACUGGAAGUUGGAUGGCUAUUAUGAAAAGACAGCAAUUAUGCGCCAAGAGUUUGAUACAACAGCAAGCAAUGACAAGUGGUUCAUGUUCAAUGAAGAGGAAGAAAAAGUAAUUGGAGACCAUCUAGCCCCAAGGUCCCAAUUCCAGUGUAAAAAUCCUACCCAGGUGACAGGUGUAGCGGUCUAGAGACCUCAAACUCCUGGUUCAGCUCGUCGAAGGUGCGUGAGCUGAGACCUGGGAGCGUUGUAGAGGGGAUCAAAGUAGCUGACAAUUUUUGCUGUAGGGAAGGCACCCAGUUGCUGAGCAGCCAACAACUAUCUGAAGAUGAACGCAGUCGCAGCGUUGGAACCUGAAGUUUGUGACACUUUUUGGCCAGACGGAGACUUAAGAUAGUUUUUGCGAAACAUUGCAACUGUUCCCUGCUUGUGCUGCUAGUUUAAGGGAGGUGUAGGAGUGUGCACAGCCUUGUGCGAAACUUGGCGUUGUCGUUUCAACGCUGCCUGGUCCCUUAUCCUGGUGGUAUAAUCAAUCGUUCCGUGGUAUGCAUGUAGCAACAAAUUUGCAGGUUGGGUAUUCGUGGAUUGACUGCAGUCAGGGGCUAUGCCCUUGUAAGCAAGCUGGUAGGACUGUCGCUGGUUCAUAUGCUCGUAGCUAUGCAGUUUCAGAUCCAUCUUUCAA